AUGUUCACCUAAAAAGAAAAAUCUAAAUUUGAAGUCAAAGAAUAGUUUAUAAAUUCAAUCCUUAACCUCUAUCAUAGCAUCAAAGUGAAAAAAUUUGUAUUAAGUGGCUUUUAUUUUUUAGGAUUACUCCAACCGAUGCUCUUCUAAAAUUUUCACAACAACUAAAAUCCACAAUUUAAUGAGUAAAUACAAACACCAAUUAAUUAAUUUUGGUAUUUAGAAGUGAUUGCUCGGCCUGAUUUAAUUAUUUCUACAAAUACUCCUGAGUUUGAAUACUUGAUACCUUUGACCUUAACCAUAAUGUUCAAUGUGAUUCCUCUGAUUCUGUUAGUUGAAUAGAAGCGUAGUGAUGAUUCUAAAAGAAAAAGGAGCAAACUCUUACCUUAUAUAAAUUUAAGUUCGAUGGUUUUUUAACUACAACCAAUCUACUUAUAGAUUCCAUUUUGUUCCUUAUGUUUCAAGUCCUUGGCAUUUAAUUUUGAUUAGAGUCUCAAUAUCGAGAGUAAUUACAUAAACAUAAUAUUUGCAAUAAUCACCUUGAUAUUGUUAUGUUCAUUAAAUUUUUUGACCUUCCUCCUUUGCAGAGAAUCAAUAGAUUUUGAUUUAAACAGUUUUUUAACAUUAAAACUGAGCUUUAUUGAUUUCGUUAUUUGGAUUACUACCCUUUUUCAAAUUAUAGUUUAUUACCAUAUACCUAAAUUUAAUGAAUCCAUUUAAGCAAUACUCUUAUUACUAAUAUCCUUAAUGAUACUAAUUAAUAUGUUUAGCCUAAUAACUUGUUUAAACAACAUAAUAUUCAUAUCAAUUACAUUUGCUUCGUACUAAUUUAUUCAAUCUAUCCUGAUAUUAACCAAUCUUUAAGUGAAUAUCUCUUUAUAUAUCAAUGUUUUGCUGUAUAUUUUGGUUCCUUUGCUUAAUUAUUUAUUAGUAAAAGUUCACCACUCAUAUGAUUUUAAGAUCUCAACAAAUGCAACUUAGUUUUAAAAUUGCUCAUUGCAAAUAUAGUUUUCAUCAUUUCCACAGAAGAUUAUCAUCUAUGCUAAAAUUAUAUAAUUAUAUCAAUAGAAAAGGAAUCUUGAGCCAAUUGCCUAAUUGCCAUUGUAGAGUGUAAAUUAAGAAUUUAUGCCUAAAGAAUUGAUGAAUUUCUAUUAUAAAACUCUUAUCAAGAAGUACUUGAAAGAACUUUAAAGAACAAAUAGUAAAUCAAGAAACGCCAAUCAUUACAUUCAUUAUGCAGCUAUUUUAUUUAAAAUUGGAUUGAACAAUUUGUCACUUAAACAAAUUAAUGUUUUGUUAUUUAAUACUAAUUUUAAUAAACAUAGUCGAUCCUUUGCAAAAGACAAUUAGAGCGACUAAAUGAAAUCGCUCAAUACUCUACAUCCUGGAAAUAAAUCCUCAUUUAGUAGAUCAUCAAAAUCUUAGGAAGUAUAAGAGGCAGGAAAUCACUAGAUAAAUAAAACUAACAAGAUGUUAGCAACGACUGGAAAUCACACAUUGACAUUUUAUUAGAAUGUUAGGGUUAUAAUAUUAAGGGAAAAAGUAAGAGAUAGAUUGAAGUAAUCAUUUCAAUACAGAGAAAUAAAUAGUAAUUCUUUUGGAUUAUAAAAUGCCAUUGAAAUGUUCCUUAAAAGUGAGAAGAGAAAUCAAAGUCUGAAAGAUCAAGUUUUGAAUUUAGUGAAUUCUAAAUUAUAAUUUUUCAUCUAAUUACAAUAAGUGAAGCAUAUUAAGUUGUCUUAAUUGUUUAAGGUUUCAAAAGAAUUGUGUUUGAAAGUGGAAAUAUUGGAAAGCAAACUAUUAAAGCUUUACAAAUAUUUUCCAAGUCAGCGAAUUCAAUCCCUUUAUACUUAUUGUUAAGGAGAGAUAUUUGAUAACUAUUUAGAUGCCCAUAAGAUUACUUGUAAUACAUCUAUUUCAGAUGAUAAGUUGAAUAAUUUACACAAUAAUACAGAUGCAGAAUAUACUUUAUUUAAUAAAGGUCUAAUUUAUUUAAAUAUUAGGUUAUUUGAGGAAAACUAAGAGUUAUUAAUUCAAAAUAUAACCCCUAGGGUUUGCUAAUUUUUCUAAAAAACCUAUGAUGACUUUAAACUAAAUAGUUCAAUAGAUUAUUUGAUUCCUUCAGCUAUUAAGAAUGAGCAUUCCCUUUUGGUCUAGCGAUUCUUAUAAACCUCGGUAUCAAGAUUUUACUUAAAAAAGAAUAUGAAUUUUUAUAGAGUUUAAAAUGAGAUAAUAAAACCAUGUGAAUUCUUUUUUGAAGUUAAUUUCAGUGAUAUGACCUAAAUAUCAUUUUUAGCAUUUUUUUAAGAUAAUUUUCAAACAUCAGCCUUUUUAAUGGUUGAUGUAAAUUAUUAAUUAGGAGGAAUAACCUAAAAUCUCUUAGACAAAUUAGGAUACACAAAUUAUUAUUUAGAAAAUAUCCAAUCUCAAUAUUUAAAUCAAGUAAGUAUUGAAUUCUUAAUUCCUAAUUUUAAGUAACUUGUAAAUCAGAAAGAAUAAUUGCAUGUAACUGAAUUUAAGUUCUUAAAUUAAUCUAUUCUAGUCAAUCCUUUAAUUGCAGAAGAAUAAAGAAAUAACGCUAAGAGCAAUUUUAACGAAUGGAAUAACCCAGAUAAUCUGAUUCAUUGUGAAAUUCUAAUAUCAAUCAAUUCCAGAGAAUUAUUUGGAUUUUCAUAUUACAUCAUAGAGAUUAAAGAAAUAAAGACAGAUUUCGUGUACAAAUAGUAAAUUUUAGAUUAGAAUUGCAAUUCCUUUGAUUAAGCUUUUUCUUAUGUUUCCGAUCAGGAAGCAAUAAUAAACUCACCUGUUGCGCUUAAAAUUGAUUAGACAAAAUUCGAGGCUUUUAAUAGGGAUGUAAACUAAUUUAUAGUUUAAGGCGAUAAUGAUAAAUGGCAAUAGUUUUAUCAACCGGAUAUGGCUCAUUAUGAAAUAAAUUUAAUGAGCCCAAUGGAUAUAAGUAUGAAUCCUAUUGCUUUAAAUUCAGCUAAUCCUCUUUUAAAAGUUAGACAACAAGAGUUCUUUAGUUAAGUAGGUGAAUAGCAAGUUGGAGCAAACUCUUUUUCUUCAAAAAACAAUUUUGGUUAAGCCUUCGAUAUGUAAUAAGAGGAAUAAAUUCAUAAACCAUAGCUUAGAGUCAAGGGAGAGGAUACUAAUUCAUCUUCUUAUGCAGGUGCUAAAAAAUCAAGGUUUUUUAAGAAAUAUCAAAUGUAUCAGUAAGUAAUAGCACCACAUAAUCCUAAACAACUAAAAUUACUCAUAAUAUUAUUGAUUUGCUAAUUUAUAAUAGGAAGCAUACAUUUUAUAAUAAUAGUUACAAAAAAUUAAAAUGAUCUGAAUCAAUUCAUUUCUGAAAUUGAUAUGAUAGAAUUGCACAGUAGUUUCAUGGCUCCACAUGAUAUAUUUGUGUCUAUGAGAAUUGCUAUUAUAUCCUACAAUUCUUAUGUAAAUGAAGGGGCGAUCAAUUAAUCUCAAGCCAACACACUUACAAAACCAUUCUAUGAUAAUAUUUAGAUUGGAUACUAGGAAAUUAAAGAAAUCUUCAUCGAAUAGUUAACAAAUUAAAACUUAUAACCCUUUUUCGAAAAUAAAUCAAUCGAUAUGGUUUUCAUGGAUGCUGAUACAAGUGAUAUAUAUACCAAGGCAUUAAAUAUCCGUGAGGCUUUCUAAUAGAUUAUUUAAAAUUUAUAUUAGUAUAAGUAUAGAUAUGAAAACAGAAUGAGCACAUCUGGGAGUGCAAUCCAAGUUUUUGGAGUUGCAAAUCAAUUUUAUCUGCAUGAUUGGUUAGAAAUCCUAACAUUAGAAAUACUAGAAUACUCUAAGUAUCGAAGUGAAUAAAUAACUAAAGAUUGGAGUAUCAUAUGGAUUAUUUUUAUAAUAAUAACAAUACUUCUAACUCUUAGUGAAAUCUAUUACUAUAGAUAAUAUAACCAAAGGUAUGAUAAAUACUUAGGGAUGUUCAAAUUUUGUAAUUAAAAUAAAUUGUAAUAUGAGAUUGAUAGAUACAAGAUAAUACAGAGAUCUUUAUAAAAAAAUCCAGAUUAAAUAUUUCUUUACAACUUUGACUUAAAUCAAAAAGAGUUGUAAUUAAUUACAUAGGCUAAAAUUUAAGAUGCUUUGAGUAGGAAGAACAAAGAUUAAUAAAGAAGUAUUCAAUUCUAAUAUGAAUCAAUAUCUAUUAUUCUUGGAACAUCCUUAAUAAUCGGCAUUUGGAUGAUAUUCUUUGGUUUAAGCAUUAUAAUUUUCUAAGGAUAAAUGAACUAUUUGAAUAAAUACUCUGGUACCGUUGAUAUUUAUAAGUUAAUCUAAGACAUGACAUAUUCAUCAGCUACCUUAUAUUAAAAUAGAGAUUAUCAUUUUAUAUUUGGUAAUUUUACUUAUUUGACUUCAAAGGAUGAGGAAAUUAUCUUUAAUCUAAUAUAUUCUGGAAUUGAUAACAUAGAGAAGUUUAAUAUUUUGUGUACUACUUUUGAUUAGAAUGAAUAUUAGGUAAAUGAUGAUUUUGUUUCAUUUUUCAAUAUAAUACAAAAAGAAUCAGUUUGCGAUAUUCUUACACCAGAGCAAUUGUCUUUUUUGGAAGAUUUUUGCACUAUAUCAAUUUAAGGGAAUUUUUUAAAGGGAGUGAUUGCUGCAUUGAAUUUUAUGAAAAAUCAAAUCAGAACAUAGAUCAUUGUCAACAAUUUUACUAAGCGAUUGGAGCAUCCAUUUUAUGAUAAUGAGGCUGGUAUUAUAAUGGUGAGAGUAUUUUAGUUAAUGACAUAAAAACUAAAAUCAAGUAUGUUGGGUGUAACAACUGACUUGUAAAACAUUUCUUCGGUUUUGUCAACGAUCUAUCUAAUAUUUGCAGUUCUCUCAAUUUUAGUAUUAAUCUUCGGAUUCAAAAGAUAUUUAGAAAUUGAGUAUAACAUUGUAAAGAGAUUCAUCCAAUUGUUACCUACUUCUAUCACUCUUUUAGAAGAUUAAUUUGAGCGUUAUAUGAGAGUGUUAUUAGUAGAAGAAAGUGAAUGA
Messenger RNA from Paramecium tetraurelia, 4998 nucleotides. RefSeq lists its product as uncharacterized. The record is from RefSeq and is a predicted model, not a curated record. The transcript has 3 exons. Lineage: Eukaryota; Ciliophora; Oligohymenophorea; Peniculida; Parameciidae.